AUGGAUCGACUGGCGAAGGUUGACCAGACCUUGCGCGACAAUCGUGCGCUGUCCACCGUCGUCACCGAGAAUCCCAUCAUUCGCACCUACCUGGACAAAGCACGAACCGCUGCCAGCGACGGCAAGAAGGUGGAGUUCGACGACGCCAUCGACAAGUACCACCAGAUGCUGAGCUUCACAAAGCCGGACUACCGCAUCCCUUGA
This is a messenger RNA of Fulvia fulva, 204 nucleotides long. RefSeq lists its product as uncharacterized. The record is from RefSeq and is a predicted model, not a curated record. NCBI's taxonomy places the organism in Eukaryota, Fungi, Ascomycota, Dothideomycetes, Mycosphaerellales, Mycosphaerellaceae. Bases 1 to 204 code for a protein of 67 amino acids. The transcript has a single exon.